AUGGGUGUCCCAUCCUUCUUCCGCUGGCUGGCCGAGCGGUAUCCGCUCUCGCUCGAGCGGCUGCACCGGCCUUGCGGCUCGGAGGGCGAGGAGAGCCACGCAGGCGCCGGACCGAUCGACAACCUGUACCUCGAUCUCAACGGAAUCAUCCACCCGUGCUUCCACCCGGAGCACGGCCCGCCGCCCGCCUCGGAGGACGAGGUCUUUCUCGCAAUCCUCGCCUACAUAGACCGACUGCUCGAGGUGGUGCGGCCGACCUCGCUGCUCUACCUCGCGGUCGAUGGCCCCGCGCCGCGCGCGAAGAUGAACCAGCAGCGCUCGCGCCGCUUCAAGUCGGCGGCCGAGGCGGUCGCGCGGGAGCAGCUGCGCCGCGAGGUGGAGCAGGAGUGGAGGGACGUCGGCAAGGAGCCGCCGCCGCGAGCGGACGGCGGGGAGGGCGGCGGCGGCGGGCUCAAGGACUCAAACAUCAUCACGCCCGGCACGCCCUUCAUGGCGACCCUCGGCCGCUGGCUGCGCCACUACGCGUACGCUCGCAUC
Molecule: messenger RNA, 537 nt
Organism: Emiliania huxleyi CCMP1516
Lineage: Eukaryota; Haptophyta; Isochrysidales; Noelaerhabdaceae
Exons: 2
Biological process (GO): nuclear-transcribed mRNA catabolic process
Cellular component (GO): nucleus
Molecular function (GO): 5'-3' RNA exonuclease activity; RNA binding
Source: RefSeq, a predicted model, not a curated record